AUAAUCCUAUAUGCAAUCAGUGUAGUAGCAAUAACGUCGCGAAUCGCACACACAUUUUCGCUGCAUUUAUCGAAUAUUAUAUUCACUGAAUAAUCCACUCAAUCACUUACAAAUUAAAAACUAUAAUCGCGAAUUGUGAUCGGUGAUAAUGUGGUUCAUAUGGCUUCUACUGAUUUUAAUAUUCAUAAAAGUGUACAACAAAAUAACUUCGGGCAAAUGUUACUCCGACGCGGUGCUGACCGGAAAGGUCGUCAUAGUAACGGGCGGAAGUAACGGACUGGGCUUUGAAACAGCAUUAGAUCUUGCUCGACGAGGCGCUACGACCAUACUAGGAUGUCGUGACGAGAUCAGAGGGCAAAAGGCCGUCAGAAGAAUCAUCAAAAGAACAAACAACCCUAGAGUAAGCUUCAUACGCUUGGACCUGAGUUCUUUGGCGUCGGUCAGAGAAUUUGUUAAGGAAUUCAAAAGCUUAGGAAUCAAAUUGGACAUAUUAAUAAACAACGCAGGCGUCAUAGGCCCGUCGAUGGAGAUAACCGAAGACGGCAUCGUCAAAGACUUACAGAUCAACCAUUUCGGACCGUUUCUGCUGACCGUGCUGUUAGUACCGUUGCUGAAAAAGUCAGCACCGAGCCGCAUCAUCAUCGUAUCAUCGCAUUUACACAAAUACGGUCGUAUCAACGAAGUAAACACGCCACGGAACUAUUUGCAGAGUUUUUGCAACGGUAAAUUAUGUAACGUGUUGUUUAGCAACGAACUGGCCAGGAGGUUGGCGGAGACGGGAGUAGUUGUGAACAGCCUACAUCCCGGACAAGUUAAUACGUCAUUCUAUCGAGGCACUGUACUGGAAAAGCUUCGUACUUUGAUACUGUACACGUUCUUCAAGAGUCCUGCUGAUGGUUCGCAGACCAGCGUGUACUUGGCGACUUCUGACGAGUGCGACAUGAUAACUGGAAGUUAUUUCGCCGAUUGUAAGGAACAAGAGAUGGGCAAGAAAGCAAACAGCUACGAACUCGCUUUGAAAGUGUGGAGUCUGUCUGAGGAAUUGGUGAAAUUGCAGCCGGAGGAAAUGAUAUGAUUGGAGGAUAAUAUUUGAUUGAGAAUCGUGUAAUGUGAGUUAAAUUUAGGGAUGAGUGCAGCGUUAUAUUGUGUUUUUGUAAUUUAUUUAAAUAAAAAAAGUUUAAUUUAUUUUAUUUGUUAGUUGAUUUUUUUAUCCCGGAAAAGAAAGAAAAGGGAAGAAAUAAAUAAAAAAUAAUAAUUAUGGAACAAAAAAGUAUAACAUGUACAAUAAAAGGAGACAAAUAAUACAUAUAAUUGGAUAGUCGACAGACCUAUUAAAGAAGUUUUUCAGUGUUU
Molecule: messenger RNA, 1353 nt
Organism: Manduca sexta (tobacco hornworm)
Lineage: Eukaryota; Metazoa; Arthropoda; Insecta; Lepidoptera; Sphingidae
Product: retinol dehydrogenase 14-like
Exons: 1
Coding region: 149-1075 (308 amino acids)
Source: RefSeq, a predicted model, not a curated record